Colossoma macropomum (tambaqui) is the source of this 3247-nucleotide messenger RNA. Its product is annotated as E3 ubiquitin-protein ligase TRIM39-like. The transcript has 12 exons. Gene Ontology annotation, molecular function: protein binding; zinc ion binding. Lineage: Eukaryota; Metazoa; Chordata; Actinopteri; Characiformes; Serrasalmidae. The record is from RefSeq and is a predicted model, not a curated record.
GUCAGGAAUCAGCAGCCAAACAGCGCCGCGGCGAACUGCUGGAUAUUCAGAUACUCGGAGAAGAGUUUAAACACAGACAGUUCUGACUCUCCGAGAAAAAGACUACGAGAGGAAUAAAGGUGUUAAACAGGAGGAGGAAGAAAAUGGCUGAAUCCUCUUCACAACAGCCAAGAGAAGACAGUAAGAGCAGCACUGAUAGACCACCAUCAAGUUUUGCUCCUGACUCCAGCGGUCUCCUGUCUGAAGUUCAGUUCCUGUGUUCUAUCUGUCUGAAUGUGUUCACUGAUCCAGUCUCCACUCCAUGUGGACACAACUUCUGCAUGAAAUGUAUUAAAACAUGCUGGGGUGACAGUGAGCAGUGUCACUGUCCAUUCUGUAAAGAGAAAUUCACCAAGAGACCAGAACUCAAGGUCAAUACAGCAUUCAGAGAGGUUGUAGAUCACUUCAAGAAGAAAAGUGCUCUGGAUAAACCUGAGGUUCUUUGUGAUGUCUGCUCUGGAGUGAAGCAGAAAGCCCUGAAAUCCUGUCUGAAUUGUGUUGUGUCUUUCUGUGAACCUCAUUUGAAACCUCAUUAUAUUGUUUCACAAUUUAAGAAACACAAAAUAAUCGACCCAGUGGAGAAUCUGCAAGACUACUUAUGCCAGAAGCAUGAGAGACCCCUGGAGCUGUUCUGUAGAGAUGACCAGACAUGUGUGUGUCUGUUCUGCAUUGAAGGAGAUCACAAGCAUCACAACACUGUUCCUAUAGAGGAGGAGAGUGUAGAGAAAAAGACACAGCUAGAGAAGACACAGACAGAGAUGCAGCAGAUGAUCCAAGACAAACUUAUGAGGACAGAAGUCAUCAAGUACUCGAUAGAGCUCAGACAAAGAAACACAGAGAAAGAGAAAGCAGACAGUGUUGAAGUCUUCACUGCUCUGAUCCGCUCCAUUGAGAGAAGCCAGGCUGAGCUGCUUGAGGUGAUGGAGGAGAAGCAGAAAGCAGCAGAGAGGCAGGCUGAAGACCUCAUUAAAGAGCUGGAGCAGGAAAUAACUGAGCUAAAGAGGAGAGACACUGAGCUGGAGCAGCUCUCCCACACUGAGGACCACCUCCACCUCCUACAGAUUUACCCAUCACUGUGCAGACCUCCACACACCAACAACUGGACUGACAUCAGUAUUGACCCUCAUCUGAGUGUAGAGCCUGUGAAGAACACUCUGCAUCAACUUCAGAAGAGUCUGAAUAAGAGACUCACUGAAACUAUUAAUGAGAAGAUCAGAGAAUCAGUCUCAAUAGAACUGAAGAGGAUUCAGCGGUUUGCAGUGGAUGUGACUCUGGAUGCUAAUACAGCUCAUCGUCAACUCAUCCUGUCUGAUGAUGGAAAACAAGUGAGAGAUGAAAACAGAAAAAAGAAGCUUCUUGACAACCCAACAAGAUUUAAAUAUCACCCCAUGGUCCUGGGAAAGGAGGGAUUCUCCUCAGGGAGAUUUUACUAUGAGGUGCAGGUCAGUGGGAAGACUGACUGGGAUUUAGGAGUUGUCAGAGAGUCCAUUAACAGGAAGGGAAAGAUUACAAUGACCCCACAGAAUGGAUUCUGGACUGUGAAGUUGAGGAAUGGGAAUGAGUAUAGAGCAUGCGCUGAUCCCUCAGUCCUCCUCCCCCUGAGAGAGAAGCUCCAGAAGUUGGGGGUGUUUGUGGAUUAUGAGGAGGGUCUGGUCUCAUUUUAUGACGUGGAGUCCAGAUCUCAUAUCUACUCUUUCACCGUUCAGUCUUUCACUGAGAAACUCUAUCCGUACUUCAACCCCGGUCUAAAUGCUAAAGGUAAAAACUCAGCUCCACUGAUCAUCUCACCCGUAUCAAAGAGAAACACAGAGAAAGAGAAAGCAGACAGUGUUGAAGUCUUCACUGCUCUGAUGCGCUCCAUUGAGAGAAGCUAGGCUGAGCUGUUAAAAACGAUGGAGGAGAAGCAGAAAGCAGCAGAGAGGCAGGCUGAAGACCUCAUUAAAGAGCUGGAGCAGGAAAUCACUGAGCUAAAGAGGAGAGACACUGAGCUGGAGCAGCUCUCCCACACUGAGGACCACCUCCACCUCCUACAGAUUUACCCAUCACUGUGCAGACCUCCACACACCAACAACUGGACUGACAUCAGUAUUGACCCUCAUCUGAGUGUAGAGCCUGUGAGGAACGCUCUGUCUCAACUUCAGAAGAGUCUGAAUAAGAGACUCACUGAAACUAUUAAUGAGAAGAUCAGAGAAUCAGUCUCAACAGAACUGAAGAGGAUUCAGAAGGUUGCAGUGGAUGUGACUCUGGAUGCUGAUACAGCUCAAAUAUAUCUCAUCCUGUCUGAUGAUGGAAAACAAGUGACACAUGGAAACAGAAAACAGAAGCUUCCUGACAACCCAAAGAGAUUUAAUAGAUGUGUCUGUGUCCUGGGAAAGGAGCGAUUCUCUUCGUGGAGAUUUUACUAUGAGGUCCAGGUCAGGGGGAAGACUGACUGGGAUUUAGGAGUGGCCAGAGAGUCCAUUAACAGGAAUGGGAAGAUUACAUUGAGCCCACAGAAAGGAUUCUGGACUGUGAUUCUGAGGAAUGGGAAUGAGUAUAAGGUGUGUGAUGAUCCCUCAGUCCCCCUCAUACUGAGAGAGAAGCUCCAGAAGGUGGGAGUGUUUGUGGAUUAUGAGAAGGGUCUGGUCUCCUUUUAUGAUGUGGAGUCCAGAUCUCAUAUCUACUCUUUCACUGGUCAGUCUUGCACUGAGAAACUCUAUCCAUACUUCUGCCCCUGUAUUAAUGACGGAGGUAAAAACUCAGCUCCACUGAUGAUCUCACCCGUAUCAAAGACUGAAUAGAUACAGUAUUUGACAGUGACUGCAAUGAGAACAGCAGAUAAAAACACACUUUAAGGCAAAAUAGUCCCCAAAUUAAGCAUAAUUUUUUCCAGACUUUCCACUAUUUUACCAUCAUAAACUUUACCUAUAAAACUCAGAAGACAUGUAGGAACCUGAUGUAUGUAGGAACUGAUGGCUAUAUUUAUGUUGUGAUAUCAUGACCCCUGGUUCCUAUCACUACCACUGUAAAGAAAAGUGAAUCAGUAAUUUUCUUUAGAACAGAGCAUUUACAUGAUACCUCUCUGAAUGACUUUAUUUACAUCUUAACCCCUGAAUUAUUAGUUUGGGAAUCUGUGGAAUUCCCUUUAACUUUAAAAAAUAAACAAUUUCUUUCUUCUUUUCAUUGAAACAUAAAUCCAUUUGUAUGCAAAAGUUUGGACACCCCUGGU